This is a messenger RNA of Brassica rapa (field mustard), 468 nucleotides long. RefSeq lists its product as uncharacterized. Gene Ontology annotation, biological process: DNA integration. NCBI's taxonomy places the organism in Eukaryota, Viridiplantae, Streptophyta, Magnoliopsida, Brassicales, Brassicaceae. Gene Ontology annotation, molecular function: nucleic acid binding. The record is from RefSeq and is a predicted model, not a curated record.
AUGCGACAAAUGCCAACGACAUGCUCCGAGCAUCCACAGCCCAACCGAGCUACUGCGAACUUCCGCAGCUCCUUAUCCAUUCAUGCGAUGGGGGAUGGAUAUCAUCGAACCAAUGCCGAAUUCCCGCAACGUUGCUUCGUGUUGGUAUUAACCGACUACUUCACCAAGUGGAUCGAAGCAGAAGCCUUCGCGCAGGUUACAGAGAAGGAAGUCCGCAGCUUUGUUUGGAAAAACAUUAUCUGUCGUCACGGCCUACCGUACGAGAUUGUGACGGACAAUGGAUCCCAGUUUAUAUCUGGAAACUUCAAAGAUUUCUGUAACAAGUGGAACAUCCGACUAAGCCCCUCGAGACCAAGGUACCCUCAAGGAAACGAACAAGCGGAGUCCUCAAAUAAGAUCAUCAUCGACGGACUCAAGAAGCGUCUUGAUCUCAAGAAGGGACACUGUAACACCCCCGAACCGUCCUAG